Messenger RNA from Lineus longissimus, 3586 nucleotides. Its product is annotated as 3-[(3aS,4S,7aS)-7a-methyl-1,5-dioxo-octahydro-1H-inden-4-yl]propanoyl:CoA ligase-like. Gene Ontology annotation, biological process: fatty acid metabolic process. The transcript has 3 exons. The coding region runs from base 83 to 1909 and encodes 608 amino acids. Lineage: Eukaryota; Metazoa; Nemertea; Pilidiophora; Heteronemertea; Lineidae. The record is from RefSeq and is a predicted model, not a curated record. Gene Ontology annotation, molecular function: medium-chain fatty acid-CoA ligase activity.
AUUUACACAAGUUUCGAUGUUCGCGGUGCUACUACCAAGCGACCAUCAGGUGGCGGGUGAUGCAUUUACACAAUAAUUGUCGAUGCUUCUAUCAUCACACACGCGAGGCUACUACCAAGCGACCAUCAGACGAGUUGCUUUAAACAUGAUGGGAAAACCACCGGCAUUCGCGCAAGUUAAGCCUCUAACGAAGGCAUUGACUGUGAGCCAUUUCAAGGCGGAAGAGGAACCACCAGAGUUACAUCGCCUCACCAUCCCCGAGGCAAUGAUCCGGACUGCGACCGAACACCCUGAUACAGAGCUGUAUAUUUUCCGCGAUCCUGAAGCCCCAAGGGUCGCUAUCACAGGCAAGCAGCUACUGCGUGUGACGGAGGUUGUAGCAGCAACACUGAUAGAAGCCGGUAUCCAAAGCGGGGAUCGGGUGGGUCUCCUUAGCUCCAACUGCCCGGAGUAUGUCUACGCGGACUAUGGAAUAAUCCGCGCCGGCGCUGUUGUUGUUCGGAUGCAGUCAAAGUUGAGGUCGGGGGAGGAUCUGCUUCACAUCAUCAACAAGACUGAAUGCAAAGGUAUCAUCGUUGUUCCGGGAAUUGACAAUGCGAAUUUAGAUUUGCUUCAUGCGGUAUUUCCCGCGAUUAGUAAGAUGGAUGCCAUUGUCCCGCUAACACUAGAGGGCGUUCCGUCCUUGGAGUUUGUUAUGGAUACGUCUGACGGCCAUCAUCCAGGUUUGCGGCGACUAGACCUAAAACCGGGAGGUAUUGCACUGUCGCAGAAGCAGUCUGCAGCAGUAGAAGCACGACUGACGGAAGUGAGGCCAGAGGACCCGUGCUGCCUGUUCCAGACAUCGGGAAGUACUGGACCCCCUAAGUUAGUAACCGUGAACCACAGCCACUUGGUCAAUUGCACAUUUUCCGGACUUCUAGAUACAAGGAAAGGCUUGAACGAUCGACCCCUUUCGAACAUCAUUGGCUGUGAAUAUUCAAUGUAUGCUGCAGUUAGAGGAAUAAGCUGUGUAAUUCUUGAUCCAAGAACUGUCGUGGCCAAGGGGAACACGGAUUUCUUCUUUAAGGUCAUUGAAGAAGAACAGGUGGAUAACUGUUCGAUCUAUCCGUACUUAUUUCACGAACUCAUGGACAUUCUUGAGACGAAGAGGUUUGAUUUGAGCAGUGUGAAGAAGGGAAUCGCGGGUGGCCAAGUUAUACCAAGGAAUGUUUUGCAGAAGUUGAUUGAGAAUAUGCCGGGAAUUGUCAACGCUUACGGCUCAACAGAAGCGGGCCCUGGACUUCUUCAGACCCGUUCGAGUGAUCCUAUUGACCUGCAGCUCGACUACUCUGGCUACCCACUCCCCCACACCGAAUUCAGGGUCCUCGAUCACGAAGGGAACAUUGUCCCGGUCAACACAGCUGGUAUGCUCUAUGUGAAGACGCCGUACAUGUUUGUUGGCUACUGGGAAGAUGAGGAGAGGACUCGUGCCGUAAAAGAUGCGGAAGGGUGGUACAGGACGGAUGACAUAGCAGUGAUGAACGAGCGUGGCUACAUUAACAUCCUGGGGAGGGAGACUGAGGGCAUCAUGAAGGGCAGCAUCAUCAUUUACCCCGUGGUUGUGGAGAAGUUCCUUUUAACUCAUCCGAAAAUCGAUAAGGUAAUAGUUGUUGGUGUCCCCGACAAGAGGAUGAUUGAGGAGAUUUGUGCCUGCAUCGUUCCCGUCCGGGGAAGUGACCUGACCGCGAAGGAGUUGGAGCAAUUCUGCAAUGAGAACCUACUGACGGAGGAAAGCGUAGAUGGGGUUGGAUUGCGACCAAGAUACUUCCUCCUCUGGGAUACCUUCCCCCUUAAUGCAAGCCAAAAGAUAGAUAAGAAAGCAAUAAAGGAACUAGCAGCUCGUGAAUUAGGACUGAAACAGGAGUGGUGAUGUGGUCACAUUCAAAAGUUUAGUCCUUGAGCAUAACUGGCCUGGUUUGUCAUUGCAAUAAAUAUUCUGUGCGUUGAUUUUCCCGAAAUCUGAAGACUGUUACUUAAAUGUGUUUGUACUUUGCUGCUUAUGUGCAUGUAUGUAUGACCCACCGUCAUUGGAUCUAUGUUGGAAUCACCAUCAACGGAUUUACCAUUGGCCAUCAUAGAAUUUAUGAUGGCCCAUAGACUCUGUGGUAGGAUCCAAGUGUAAAACGUGGUUUAUGAUAAUCAUCACUGGUCCAUCCUUGGGCCUAUUAAUGAUUUUAUGAAAGAAACUUUUGAAUGGUAGAAACAAUGGUGGGUUUAUAGUUCAGUCAAAAUAAAUAUAAACCCAAAAAAAACCUGCAGCAUAAAAUUGCUAUGUAAAAAUAACACAUCUAUAUUUACAGUCUGAUUCUAAGACACGUACAUUUGUAUCUAAAUGCAGCAAAUUCGCGCUACACGUAUCAAAUGCCAACAUUAUACCGAUACACGGCACAAACCUGCAGUAACUCCGCUCAAAGGGAGGUUUCUGUUAUCGUUUGUGUGCACCUCGUCAUCCUUGAUUGGUGCUUUUGUAUAAAUCUGAUUAUUAGCUGGUUAGAUGCCUGGCAUUGAGAUUGGAGUUCGGAAGACCAGUAUAAAAAUCGCAAACAUUUUAAAGCGACACCCUCUCUUGUAGUGCUGGAUAUUUCGAUGGUUAGUAGGCCUUAUCUCUGACAUUGUUGUAGGCACUGGCAACUCGUUCCUUACAACAGUGGCGGGCGAGGUUUCUUUUGCACUGGUCAAGACGAGCGUUCGAUGGUCAGGAAAAAGGUGUCUUUCGAAUCCUCCAGUUUCACCGAUCGAAGACCGGAGUCCGAAUGUAAAUGCCUUUCGAUGCCGUUCCGCAUGUGCAAUGGGUUGGGGACACCAAAACAUAACGUUGCGGUUUGGCCUUUGUUUGGUUUUCUUAGUAAUUAAUCAACCGGUCUUAGCUCGAUGAAACUAGAGGGCUGGUCGACACUCCUCCAAACAUUUGUUUGCACACAUCAUAAAACAUCAAGUUUGCCUCUGUUUGGGUAAUUUGACGUCCACACUAUGAAACAAUGCUCACAUUGCCAAGCAAACGAUUGGCCAUUUUGUCCAGCCAGUGAAUCACAUGAUCACCAGCCCUUCCGUGAUUGGCUGCUUUUGUCACUUUAGCACAUGUUUUCAAGAAUGAACAUUUCCAAUCAUUUCGAAAUAAAUUUGCUGCUGUUUGCUUGAGUUUGGAAAUACGUCCACAUCAUCAAAUCCGCACAAACGUACGCGACAAAACAGAACAUUUGCUGAUGAUUGCAAACAGAAGUUUGCUAAUGUAAAGGCCAGAGCCUAGUAUUCAGACACUCUGUACAUUACGUGUACAUUGCAGUACAUAACUUUUGGUAAAAAAAGUACCACUAGGGCCAAUCAGUCCUCACCAAAUGUUAUAUGUGUUAAGAAGAAUCCUUUGCCAAUAUCAUAAUAAAAUUGCACCACAUUUCAAUACCAAAUGCCUGGACAAAAAUGACUUCUGUGCAGCAUAUCCGUCAAAUCGUCACUGGUGCGUUGAUAUGGCCCUAUUGAAAUACAAGUUCUAAACUGACCAGUGAGACCACAUUUUCUUCAAUAUAUUUUCUGUGAUGGCCUGACUUAC